Molecule: messenger RNA, 342 nt
Organism: Triticum turgidum subsp. durum (durum wheat)
Lineage: Eukaryota; Viridiplantae; Streptophyta; Magnoliopsida; Poales; Poaceae
Source: the annotation of a GenBank genome assembly
AUGGCGGUGAAGGUGAUGGAGGUGCGGGUGGUGUUGCCGGUGGACGACGACGACGACGGCGAGGAGCGCGCCACGAUGGAGGUCAGCAGCGACGACGACGUGGCCUUGCUCCUCAGCUUCAGGUCCCUGAAGUCCCGGAUCACGUCGGGCUUGGUGAUCUCAUGCAACUCCACGUCCUCCUCGCCCUUCAACAUCCGGGUCACCGUCGACAUGUCGGGCCGCCGUUUCGUCACGUUCUUGGUGCACAGGAGGCCCACCUUCAGGAACCUGCACGCCUCAUCCACGUCCAGGUCGUCGCCCAAGGAGCUGUCGAUGAUCUCGUCCAGCUGCCCCUGGUCGUAG